AUGUCUGCUGAGGAGGAUCUCAUCGAUUACUCCGACGAGGAGCUUCAGACCACUGAGCCCACCGCCGCCACUACCGAUGCCGCCGCUGCCAACGGUGACGCAAAGAAGGCAGAUGGCGCCGCCCCUGCUGCAGGCGCUGCCACCAAGGGCAGUUACGUUGGUAUCCACUCGACUGGUUUCCGUGACUUCCUGUUGAAGCCCGAGCUUCUUCGCGCCAUUACCGACUGCGGUUUCGAGCAUCCUUCGGAGGUCCAACAGGAGUGCAUUCCUCAAGCCAUUCUCGGUAACGAUGUCAUCUGCCAGGCCAAGUCCGGUUUGGGAAAGACUGCCGUCUUCGUCCUCGCAACUCUCCAACAGAUGGAACCCAUCGAGGGUGAGACCUCGGUCCUGGUCAUGUGCCACACCCGUGAGCUCGCCUACCAGAUCAAGAACGAAUACGCCAGAUUCACAAAGUACAUGCCCGAUGUCAAGACUGCCGUCUUCUACGGUGACAAGAAGCUCCGCCUUGGCAACAUCCAGCGCUUCGUCCUCGAUGAAUGUGACAAGAUGCUCGACCAGAUUGACAUGCGCCGCGAUGUGCAAGAAAUCUUCCGUGCCACCCCAACACAGAAGCAGGUUAUGAUGUUCUCGGCCACCCUCUCUCAGGAGACCCGCCCCAUCUGCAAGAAGUUCAUGCGUAACCCUCUGGAGAUCUACGUCGACGACGAGACCAAGCUCACCCUUCACGGUCUCCAGCAAUACUACAUCAAGCUCAGCGAGGCCGAGAAGAACCGCAAGCUCAACGAUCUCCUCGACGAGCUCGAGUUCAACCAAGUCAUCAUCUUCGUUAAGAGCACUCUCCGUGCCACUGAGCUCGACAAGCUUUUGCGCGAGUGCAACUUCCCCAGUAUCGCCGUCCACUCUGGUGUUUCUCAGGAGGAGCGGUAUCGUUACAAGGAGUUCAAGGAGUUCAACAAGCGUAUCUGUGUCGCUACCGACGUCUUCGGUCGUGGUAUCGAUAUUGAACGUAUCAACCUUGCCAUCAACUACGACCUUCCUGGUGACGCCGACUCUUACCUUCACCGCGUCGGUCGUGCUGGUCGUUUCGGUACCAAGGGUCUCAGUAUCUCCUUUGUCAGCAGCGAGCAAGAUCAGGAGGUGCUCAAGACCAUCGAGAAGAGAUUCGAAGUCGCUUUGCCGUAA
Molecule: messenger RNA, 1182 nt
Organism: Aureobasidium vineae
Lineage: Eukaryota; Fungi; Ascomycota; Dothideomycetes; Dothideales; Saccotheciaceae
Source: the annotation of a GenBank genome assembly